Paracoccidioides brasiliensis Pb18 is the source of this 2202-nucleotide messenger RNA. RefSeq lists its product as uncharacterized. The transcript has 3 exons. The record is from RefSeq and is a predicted model, not a curated record. Bases 1 to 2202 code for a protein of 733 amino acids. Gene Ontology annotation, biological process: chromatin remodeling.
AUGUCCGAUCCCGCGGGAGGGGUGCCUCAACAGCUUUUGCCCCAUAUGCACCUCGUUUCCAGCUACCGGUAUCCCCUGACGAGCACUCUCUCCCACGAAACUGCUGUCGAUUACCUUAUCUCGGCGCCCAAGGUUGUUCGAGAGUUACAGACGGUGCACUGGAUGUUCCUUGACGGUCCUCCUGAUGGGACUGUGCUCCUAACGUGGCAGCCCCUGAAUUAUCUUGGUACAAAUUUCGCGAGCGACGGCUACUUUUGGGCAGACGCGGAGCAGCUCUACAGCACAGAAAUAAGAGGCUACAAUCUAGAGCUUUAUCUUCAGCGCUGCGGAUAUCAUUCACCCAAUGAAACGAUAGCUGCACAUUGCCGGAAGCGAUACCGUCUGACUCCCUCUAAAAACCCGAAUGCGAAUGUUUUGCCCUGCGAUCCAUCUUUAUGGAUAAUUCACUAUUCUAAAACCCCGUCUGUAGAUCAAUUACCCGUGAACCGGAUUCAAAUCACUCCUCAGAUGCACAAUAUUCUAGCGCAAAGACGUUUUCUUCAGAGCCAGGGACAGCUUGUGCGGAAGGAGUUCAUGCUGCACGACCGGAACAGCUGGCCAACCAUCAACCUUCCGCCACAAGUGGGACAGCAAAGCUUUGCGCAACAGGGUGUUGCAUACGCAAACCCUCUCCUAGGCCGACAGCAGGCUGGUCCAUUUUACCAACCACAGCCAGGGCAGAACAUACCCGGACCGCAAGGGAAAGCUGCAAGACCGAGUCGCUCCUCAGCAGCGGCAGCCAUGGUGAAUGUUGCUGUACCAGACUAUUCUCUAGAGGAAGAAGAAGUCUCGACGGGAGACAUACUGGAUGCUAUUACCCCACGGGAUAUCAGCAAGAUGAGGUAUCGCCACCACCACGAAUGGAUGGAUGAAAUUUUUGGUUCUCCCUACAGUGUGAGGCAGAUCAUGCCUGUGGAUCUAGGACUUGGUAGGAAAGGAGAACUUGAAUCUUUAACUUCUGGAUUCUUUGAUGCUCCUACAGGCCCGUCUCUUGCACAGAAAGAGCCCAGUGCUCCGAACACCACGGGGAAAAUGGAAACCGGUAGAGCAGAGGCCUUUGCCAAAUCUGUCGAUCGCAAAGUCUCUGAUAUAAAUGCUGAGAUUGAAAAGAUGAAAAAAAUACAUUCUAAAAGGUUGGAAAAGAUGAAACGAAUCACAGUUCUGAAAGAGGCUGAGCUAGCGCUCCGUGAUGCCUUCAUAGAUCCUGACGACGUGGGAACUGAGUUCUGGAGAGCUGAGGGCCGCUUGGAAGCUUUUGCCGGAGAAGAGUCUCUGCAAAUUGAUUAUCCUGACAAUCGUCCGAAAGCUAAAGUUGAUGAUAUUGUUCGCAACCUCGAGAGGCAUCUCGGGAAAGCAAUUGUGCCAAUCAGCGAAGUUGCCUGUGUCGAGAAAGGCGGUCUUCAGGAAAGGGCGCCAACACCCAAGCCUGCUAAUGGUUCGUCUGUGGGAGAUGUUGAUAUGGGUGGCGCCAACGUUGCCUUACCUGGCCAACUUGAUGGGGCAGCUGAUUCCGCACAACGACACCCAUCAGCCGCUACCACAGCAGUUCCCGCACCGGUCCCUAUAACAGCUCCAUCUGUUCAGCAGACUGAGGCUGGAAAGGCUAAUGUCCCUUUACCAAAUACCACCACUCAAGCGCCAUCAGCAAUUGGCACCUUGCUUCCAGCUGUGCCUUCCAAGCCGGAUAGUAGUGGCGAUGUCGAGAUGGGCGGGGUGGAGAGUGACAACCUUCCCACUACCACUACAGAUCAGGAAACCGGCGACUGGGUGAUGGUUAGCAAGGAAGACAAUUUUCCGGCAAAUGAAAGCACUGCCCCUACUGAAGGAAACGGUAAACCUUCCAGCGCAGAGCUCUCAGUCGCAGCUGCGGGAGCAGCAGCAGCAGCAGCAGCAGCAACAGGCCCUCCAGGGAGUGGACUUCAAGGACUAACGCCUGCCGGUAACAUUGAAUUGGGUGAGCCCAGUGCGCUUGAAACAAACAAUUUCGACGACGCCGCUGGGUUCAGCAAUAUUGACUCUGCCGGAGACGCAUUGGCAGCGUACAGUGAGCAGAAUGAUGAUCUUGGAAUGGAGGAGCUUGAUAAUUCUGCGUUUGGGGAAGCUUUCCAUGCCUCGGAGGCUGAGCGCGGGGAGCAGCCUCCUGAUAAUGAGGAGAUUUCAUGA